GCAUUGCAGAAACACGGAAAAACCUCAGUUCCGCGUAUUCGCCCAGGCAGCAAAAGUUAAGAUGGAGGAGGGGAAGGAAGCUAAAGAAGAACGAAAUGUCAUUUGUGAUGCGUCAGAAAUUGAGUACGUUAAUUAUGAGGGCGAGCAUCACUUGCCUCUCAUCAUGAAUCUGGUUGAUGAAGAGCUUAGCGAACCCUACUCAAUUUUCACGUACCGCUACUUUGUCUACCUAUGGCCUCACCUUUCUUUCCUUGCUUUCCAUGAAGGUAAAUGUGUUGGGACUGUGGUUUGCAAGAUGGCUGACCACAGAGGGACUUUCAGAGGUUACAUUGCAAUGCUUGUGGUUGUCAAGUCUUAUAGAGGGAAAGGCAUUGCCACAGAACUAGUCACACGAUCUAUCAAGGUGAUGAUGGAAUCAGGCUGUGAAGAGGUGACUCUUGAAGCAGAAGUCACCAAUAAAGGUGCACUUGCACUCUAUGGGCGUCUUGGGUUUAUCAGAGCGAAGAGGCUUUUCCGCUAUUACUUGAAUGGGGUUGAUGCUUUCCGACUCAAGCUAUUGUUCCCCCACCCGGAGUCGCAGCCCUUCCCGUCAAUGUUUGCUGCGGUGGACGAGAUUGAUAGACAUAACAGAAACAUACAUGCUGAAGGAAAUGCACUUGACGAGUACAUUUGAUAUCACACAUUAUCAUUACUGACUUGUGCGUCUAUUUAGGUUGUGAAUUUUGUAACCCUCCGGUUUGCAUUUUGUAUAAAAUUGGGGUUUAGAAAGUAAAACCCGUCUAUCAUUACUGACUUGUGCGUCUUAUGGGCAUUUAGGAUGUAUUCUUUUCGACUGUUUUUAGUCCCAUACAAGAUCAGAUCCGACCAGAUUUUCGUAGUUAUAAAAUACACAUAGACCAG
Cuscuta epithymum is the source of this 900-nucleotide messenger RNA. The record is from the annotation of a GenBank genome assembly. NCBI's taxonomy places the organism in Eukaryota, Viridiplantae, Streptophyta, Magnoliopsida, Solanales, Convolvulaceae.